Messenger RNA from Xenopus laevis (African clawed frog), 1217 nucleotides. Its product is annotated as chymotrypsin-like protease CTRL-1. Bases 49 to 1026 code for a protein of 325 amino acids. The record is from RefSeq and is a predicted model, not a curated record. NCBI's taxonomy places the organism in Eukaryota, Metazoa, Chordata, Amphibia, Anura, Pipidae. The transcript is spliced from 7 exons.
AGAAGACACGUAUCUACUCUCAGUAGCCAGUGGACACAGCAAAGAACCAUGAAGUCAUUCCAUUUAAUUCAAAGUUUGCUCCUGUUGAACUUGGGGAUCUUUGGAUUUGCAGAAGAAGAUCAUGAGCCAACUUGUGGAAUGCCUAAGAUGGUCAGCAGUCGCAUUGCAGGUGGGCAGGACGCAAAGAAGGGGGAAAAUCCCUGGCAAGUAAUGCUGUGGCUUCCUGGAAGACGCCAUUGUGGUGGAUCUCUCAUCAGCAGCAACUUUGUUGUGACCGUAGCGCAUUGCUUUAAUGGCACCUACAACCCAUCCUCCGUUAUCGCUAUUCUUGGGGCCUACAAAAUUACUGGAAACCUUAAGGAGGAAAAUGAUGUUCCAGUGAAAGCAAUUUAUGUCCAUCCAAGUUACAAUGCGACAGAUCUGAGUAAUAACAUUGCCCUUGUAGAACUUUCUCAGAGUGUGGCCUUCACAGACGUCAUCCUUCCAGUUUGUCUUUCUGCAACUUCCACCCAAUUUACUCCUGGUCACAGUUGCAUAGUGAGUGGUUGGGGAGACCUUGAGUUUAAUAGCACAAAACCAAAGCCUGUUAUUCUGCAAGAGGUGGAAAUGCGUUUGAUAAGUAUUGAGCAGUGCCGGAGUUAUUACGACAAAGGGCACAUUGGGCAUAUCAUUAAAGAUGGCAUGAUCUGUGCAAUGGAUAUGCAAGGCAUAAGAAGCCCCUGUAUGGGUGAUGGUGGGGGGCCACUGGUCUGUUAUGAACGUGAGCAGUGGUACUUGGUUGGAAUUGUGAUUUUUGGAUUUGGAUGUGGGUUUGGACACCCCUCAGUGUACACUUUUGUGCCUGCCUACAAGAACUGGAUUGAGAAAUAUGUUGCCUCUAGUGCAUCAGGAAGCAUUGCAUUAACACCUUGGGUAACACUUGAUUUCAUGAACACGCUGCCAGUUGUUCAGUCUCUGAGUUGGUUGAUCCUACGGAACCCUUUGUUAAGUCUAAUGCUGAGCGCUGCUACUUGGCUCCAAUGGUGAGGUGUGAGCAGAAAUACUGAAGGAUUCUACGUCUUCUUAAUAAACCAUGAAGCCCUGUUAUCUAUUAGCGUUUCGCUGAAUGUGUUAAAUGUCUGUGUUAUGUUUAUUAUUAUGAUGCAAAGCAACUGUUAUUUCAUCAUUGGAGUAUUUAUAUAUUGAUGAUUUAAUACAGUAUUUCCCUUAUAAAUUAA